This is a messenger RNA of Balaenoptera ricei (Rice's whale), 1116 nucleotides long. It is a transcript of the gene B3GNT6, whose product is annotated as UDP-GlcNAc:betaGal beta-1,3-N-acetylglucosaminyltransferase 6. Gene Ontology annotation, cellular component: membrane. The record is from RefSeq and is a predicted model, not a curated record. Lineage: Eukaryota; Metazoa; Chordata; Mammalia; Artiodactyla; Balaenopteridae. Gene Ontology annotation, molecular function: hexosyltransferase activity.
AUGGCUUUUCCCCGCCGCAGGGCCGUGAAACCCAAGACCCUGACCUGCCUUCUAGUGGGUUGGAGUUUCUUGGGCCUGCAUCUGUGGUUCCUCGAAGCCAAGUCCCAGCAGGAGAGGAUGUCGGAUGGCUCCCCGCAGAUUGCCCGUGUGGCCCCUGUUGCCGCGCCGCCGUCCAGCCCAGGGCCUCAGUGCUUGGCCAACGCCUCGGCGAACGCCACGGCCAACUUCGAGCGGCUGGCCACGUGCAUCCAAGACUUCCUGCGGUACCUCCACUGCCGCCACUUCUCGCUGCUCUGGGAUGCGCCGGCCAAGUGUGCGGGCAGCCGCGGGACCUUCCUGCUGCUGGCCGUGAAGUCGUCGCCUGCCAACUGCGGGCGUCACAAGCUCAUCCGCCGCAUGUGGGAGGAGCGCAGCUACGGCGGGCGGACGGGGUGCCGCCUCUUCCGGCUGGGCGCCGCCGCUCCCGAGGACGCCGAGCGCGCCGUGGUGGCGCUGGAGGCGCGCGAUCACGGCGGCGUGCUGCAGGAGGCCUCCGCGGACACCUUCCUCAACCUCACGCUCAAGCACGUGCACCUGAUCCACUGGCUGGAGGCCCGCUGCCUGCACGCGCGCUUCCUGCUCAGCGGCGGCGACGACGUCUUAGCGCACACAGCCAACGUGCUCCGCUUCCUGUAGGCGCAGCUGCCCGACCGCUACCUCCUCGCCGGGCAGCUCAUGAGCGGCUCCGUGCCCAUCCACGACAGCGGGAGCGAGUACUUCGUGCCUCCGCAGCUCUUUCCCGGACCCGCCUACCCGGUGUACUGCAGCGACGGCGACUUCCGCCUGUCCGGCCGCACGAUCCAGGCCCUGCGCCAAGCCGCCUGCCACACCCCGCUCUUCCCUAUCGACGACGCCUACGUGGGCAUGUGUCUGGAGCGCGCCGGCUUGGCGCGUGGCCACGAGGGCAUCCGGCCUUUCGGCGUGCAGCUGCCCGGCGCCCGGCAGCCCUCCUUCGACCCCUGCAUGUACCGUGAGCUGCUGUUCGUGCACCGCUUCGCCCCCUACGAGAUGCUGCUCACGUGGAAGGUGCUGCGCGACCCCGGGCUGAGCUGUGGCGGGGGGCACAGGGUCUCCUGA